Messenger RNA from Brassicogethes aeneus, 8815 nucleotides. The record is from the annotation of a GenBank genome assembly. Lineage: Eukaryota; Metazoa; Arthropoda; Insecta; Coleoptera; Nitidulidae.
AUGGAUAGUGCAUGCCUCCGCUCGUGUGUGCAGCUCGACGAGUUCCGCAUCGAGAUCCAACGCCGCGACCAGGAAAUCCUCGCCAUGGGCGCCAAGAUGAAGACCCUCGAGGAGCAGCACCAGGACUACCAGAGGCACAUCGCCGUUCUCAAGGAGUCUCUUUGCGCCAAAGAGGAGCACUACAACAUGCUGCAGGCCGACGUCGAGGAGAUGCGACAGCGACUCGACGAGAAGAACCGCCACAUCGAGAAGAAGACCCAGCAGACGCAGCAGGAGCGGGCCCGCACCGCGGCCGAGGUCGCGGAAAUGAGAGAGCACAUGGACAUUAAAGAUAGAAAGAUUAACGUUCUACAAAGAAAGGUCGAAAAUCUGGAGGACCUUCUCAAGGAGAAGGACAAUCAAGUGGACAUGGCACGAGCGCGGCUGAACGCGAUGCAAGCGCACCACUGCUCCUCCGAAGGUGCCUUAUCCUCGCUGGAGGAUGCCAUUGGCGACAAAGAGAAACAAGUGAACCAGCUGCGCGAGCAACGCGAUCGAGCCGAGCAGGAAAAGCACGAAGAAAGAGAGUUGCACGAGAGGGAGUUGGCGGAGUACAAGAUGAAGAUCCACGCGUUAAACAGCGAAGUCGAGAAACUCUCCGCUAGAUUAGAUAGGGCGCAGAACGACAGAGACCGUUUGGAGGCCAAGUUGGAGAGCUCGCAGUCCGAGCUGGGAAAAUCGAAGGCUGAGUUGGAUAAGUGUAGUAUAGAGGUGGGCAGGAGUGGUGCCGAUUGGGAGCAAGCCAGGCAGAGACUGGCUAGAUUGGAGUUGGAGAAUGAGAGGUUGAAGGGCGAUUUGGAGAGGAAAGAAACCAGAGAAACCACCUCAACAACCUUCGGUAGAACCACUUACAGCAGUUCGCACGAUUUGGAUCGGUACGAUAAGGAGAGAGCAGAUAAAACUUCCUCGGAUUUAAGAAGGUGCCAGGCCGAGUUAAGGGCAGACAGCGAACGUGCUCGUUCGGAAGCGACAGCGUUGCAGGAAAAACUGGAAAAAUCCCAGGGGGAAGUGUAUCGCCUCAAGGCCCGCUUAGAGAAUUCGCAUCAAGAACAAGACAGCCUUCGGGAGGAGCUGGAACGUCAUCAGUCCAGCACGGCGAAGCUGCAUUCCGACAAAGAUCGGGCAUACAGCGAGCUGGAGAAGGCGCGAGAGGAACUCGAGCGUACAGCGGCGUCCUUGGGAAAGGCACAAUUGCAUCAGGACAAACUACAGAACGCUCUCGACAAGGCACAGACCGAGGUCGACAAACUCCAAGAAAAGCUAGACAAGUCAGCUGGAGAGACCAGAAGGAUCCAGUUGGAGAGAGAAAAGGUAGGAUACGAUUUAGAGAAUACCCAAUCGCAAUUGGACAAGGCUCUCGCCCAAUCUGCUCGUCUACAGAAAGAAAAAGAGACCUCCCUCCAAGAAGCCGAUCGCAUUAGAGAUAAAUACGAGAAAAGUCAGAACUCCAUGUUACGCGUGCAAAAAGAACGGGACAGCUUCCAGGACGAGUGCCAAAAACUCAAGGAACGCGUCGAAGGUCAACUCAGCCAGAUUGCGAAGGUACAGCGCGAAAGAGCGGACAUCGAAACCGAACUCGACGUUCUUAAGGAGCGGUGGGAGAAGGCACACAUGCAACAACAAAAAAUACAGCUCGAACGGGAUGACGCUCUCACCGAAAUCGACAUCCUCAAAGAUAAACUGGAGAAAGCAAUCUACGCUUCGCAGAAGGCCAUCGACGACAGAGAGAACGUGCACAAGGAGUUCGAGAAACUGUUAGAAAAAUACGAUAGGCUUCAAAACAAACUGGACACAGUGGUGGCUGACAAGGAUCGCUUCGAACUGGAAGUUGAAAAACAACAACUCCUCUCGACAAAACUGCGCGAAGAUCAACGAAAAAUCCAGGACGAGCUGUCGAGACUUCAAGAGAUGUACGAACGCGCCCAAAUGCAACUGGGAAGAUCGAAAGAGCUGGAAGAGAAAUCGAAAGAGGAGUUUGAACGCAUGGCGAUCGACUCGGAGAUGAUUCGCGAACGCUAUGAGAAAGCGCAAGUUGAAAUUCGCAGAGUCCAAUCCGAGAAAGAAAAGCUUCAAGCAGAGAACGAGAGACUGCAGUAUGAUUUGGAGAGAUCGUAUGGUCAGGCGACAAAGGCACAAGCAGGCUACGAGAAGAGUCAGGAGGAAAUCGCCCGUUUGCAAGUAGAAGUAGAAAAAGCACACGAGAAGCACGAUAAGCUACAAAAUGAGUUUAGAAAAGUUGUAGGUGAAUAUGACGCCCUUAGGGAAACCGCUACUAAAACGAGGUCGGUAGAUAGAUACUCGAGGCAGUACGAUAGAGAUGACCGAACUAAAGAAGACAACGAUAGGUUGAGAGCUGAAGUGGAUAGAUUACGUGAACGCCUCGAUAAGACUUUAACCGACUUGGAUCGAUCGAGGAAAGACCUCGCAGCUGUCGAAGGCACACGUAAUAAAUUUACUUACGAGCAAGAAAAGGAAAGAAGUCUUGAGAUGGAUCGAUUGAAAGACGAUCUGCAAAGGACGUUGAACAGCAACCAACAACUGGAGACUAAGCUACACGAAGUUAGCAUACAAUUAGAUUUGGCGAGAGGCGAAGUCGCUAAAGUAUCGGGUGGACAGGACAAACAACGCCACGAGCUCGAACGCGCCGUUAUAGAAUGUGAAAAACUGAGAGAUAGACAUGAGAAACUCAGGGUGGCGACUGAAAAACUCGAGAAAGAUAACGAAAAACUCCGCAUGGAGUUGGCACAAGCCGAUAGAAGACAGACUUUAGCGGCCGACAAAGUUAGGAACGAUGAACGUCUGGAAUUCGAAAGAUUAAAGGAAAAAUUAGAGAAAGCAUUACAGGCCAGGGACGCUACCGAAAUGGAGGCGGGCCGUUUAGCACAGGAGUUGGAAAAAUCGCAGAUACACUUGGCCAAGGCUUUGGAAACCAAUGAAGCCACCAAAAUUGAGUUCCAACGUAUGGCCAACGAAUUGGCUAGAAUGCACGAAACCAUCGAGCGAGAUAAACUCGACUGGAACACUUUGGAACAAGAAAGGGAUGUUCUCAGGGCCGAACUGCAACACGUUAGAAGCGGCAUGGAUACGCAAAGAAAAACCAUUGAUCACAGAACACAGGAAACCUUGGUUAAAUUGCAACAAGAAUUGGCACAAGCUUCAAGGGAACGCGACAAGUUGGCCAACAUGUUGGACAAACAAGGUAGGCAAGGCGAUUCGAUUGAGAAGCAGAUAAUUAAGUACGAAGCUGAUAUCAAACAGUUGACCAUAGAGAGAGAUCAGUUGGUUAACCAACUUGAAAAGUCACAAGAUAUGCUGAUGAACUUCCAACAAGAGUUGAAUGCCAGCGAGACAGAGUUAGAAAAACAAAAAGGCGAGGUGACAAGAUUGAAGAAUGAACAAAAAAGAAUGUCGCAGGAUAUCGAACGAGGUACCAAAGAUAUGCUUGAGAACAGGGACAAGGAAAUUACCAAGCUUCAACAGCAACUGCAAGCCAUCCAAAAGGAGAGGGAUGCCCAUCGUCAAAGAGCGGAUAAAGCGGAGAAACUGCUGCACGAAUCUGGAGGUAGAAGCGAUUCAGAGUUGGAACAAUGGCGUAAAGUCGUCGAACAAGAAACCAACCGAGCAGAUCAGGCGGAAAAAACCGCUAACGAUCUUAUGAAGAGGAUUCAAGUCAUGGAGAAACAACUGCAACAGCAAUUACAGCAGAUGGCGCAGUACCAAAAAGAACGAGGUAUCCAACAGCAGCAGCAGCAGCAGCAACAACCGCAAGAUGACAAAGAGGUGGCUAGGUUGAGAAAAGAGCUUGAAAAGGCACAGAAUGACCUGGAACUAUUGGAGGCCUCAAAGAAGGCUGGUGCCCCUCAGAAACAGGAAGAUUUAGGUCCUCAGAGGAAACAGUUGGAAGACGAAAAGCGAAGAGUGGAUGACCAGAAGAGGCAAUUGGAUGAACAAAGAAAAGCCAUAGAAAAUAAAGCAAGACAAGUGGAAGAAAAGGAAAAGGCAUUGAAGGAAGUAGAAAAACAGUUGAUGAAGCAGAAGGAUCAAAUGGACCAAUUACAAGCCUCACUUCAAAAGGCGGGAGGUGGUGCUGCUGCAGCAGGGGAACUUAACAAAAAAUUGGCAGAAGCACAGAAAAACGUGGAGAAAGCAGAGGAAGAGGCUAAACGUUCAGCAGCUGAAAUGGAAAGACUGUUGCAGCUGGUGCAAAUGAGCCAAGAAGAGCAAAAUGCGAAAGAAAAGCAAAUAAUGGAGUUAUCACAGGCUUUAAAAAAUGCACAGGCAAAAUUGAAAAACCAGCUGCAAGCCAAUGCACAACUGGAGGAACAAAGAAAAAAAGAAGAGGUAACCAAAGAUGAUUUAGUGAUUUACGAUUUACAAAAUAACAACUCGCAAGAAUUUCUAAGAAACGAACUUAAAACUAAAGAAGAGUACAUUUUGGAGUUGGAAUCUACGUUAGAUUCCUACGAAGAUUUGAUUAAAGACAACAAAAACGAACUAAGUAUACUCGAGACGAAACUGGACAACAAAAAUGAUAUUAUCGCGGGAUUUGAAAAUGGAAAAAGUAAUAGUGUGAUAGAACAAUUCGAUAACGUACCAUUUAGUAUAGAGAAAAGUAAUGAAAUUAUGCAAAUGACCAAAGAAAAAGAUAGUAGAAUAGCUGAACUAGAAGAUGCAUUGAGAGAAACUAUAACAAUAUCCACUGAAAGAGAAAUGGUACUUCAACAAGAGGAAUUGAGACGAAAACACAUAAUGGAAAAGGUUGGUAAAUUGGAACAAAGACUGUUGUCACUACAAGCAGCUCAAGCUACAAGAUGUCAUUCUUGUAGGCCAUAUGUAAAUAAAAUGACAAGUUUGGAAAGCAAACUAUCAUCCCUUAUAUCUGAAAGAAAGCACAAUUUACAAGAGUUAAUAUAUAUGAAAAGAGAAGCUUUAGAGUCAGCAAUCAGCGAAAAAGACGCUCAUUUAGCGUUAUUGGAAAUGUCAGGAAUUCGGACUGCUCGACAGGCUGAACAAGCUGAAACCCUAAAAUCUGAUAAAAAAAGACUGGUAGAAAGACUUAAACAAGAAGUAGAAUUAAGUUUAUCCCUGAUAGAAGAUGACGAAAAUCCCAUAAGCUUCUUGCCAGACGGCGAUGACCACUUGUCAGAAACAGUGUAACCAACUUUAUCUAAAAAACUUCUAAAAAUAGGAUCUCAGCAAUAAAAUUGUUUAUAGUGUAAGAACUCGGAAUUCGGAUUAUACCAUCGCACUGCCCGUUAGGCAAUUGUAGUAGAUCGCGUUAAGUUAUAUAGUAUUAAUUAAUUUAUUAUUAUUGUUACCCGUACGAGUUUAGACAUGACAAUAAUCGUAAGGAAUGAGGCAGUAUUGUGAAAACAUCAAAAAAUUAAUUAAAUUUUAUUACGUGGCGUUGUGAGAAACACAUCUUGUGAUAUUUAUGUGUAAUCGAUUCACAAUAUCAAAAGAUUGAUGUUUCGAAUUAAAAAAAAAUUAGGUAUAACGUUAUUAAAAAUAUCCAGUUACAACCACAAUACCAUGAUUAAUGUUAACUAAUUGUGAGGAUUGUUUUUAAUUGUGUUACACUUUAAUAAUUGGCUAUAAUAUAUACUUUGUUUGUAGUAAACUGUAAUAUAUCUAAAAAGGCUGCAACGGGUAUUUUUAUUCUUAAAUACUUUGAUAUAGUUUUUGGAUUACAUAGGAAUUGUAAAUAACUUAAGAAAUCAUCAGGACAGUCAAUUUAAAAAGGGCAUGUAAAAAGCAACUUAGUUAUUUAACAAUAAUUUAAACAUUCCAGUGAUAGAUACUUAAGAGGGGGUAAUCCAAGGACUAUAUAAAAGUAAAUUAGCUAAUUGUUUUGUAAAAAGCUAAAUACUUUAAGUACAAAAAUUAACUUUUGUCAUUGCAAAUACGUAUACAUUUUGUCAUCAUUAAUAAUAAAGUUAAAUGCCUUUAAAUAUUCAUUAUCAUAUCGUAAUUUAGGCCGAGCAACACUGCCAUCUCGUGCCAUUAUCAUGAAAUAAAAUAAUGAAGUCGAUGUAUUGUCCAACCAGCUUUUUCUCCUUCAAAACUUAAUAUCCAUGUCCAUAUUGUAACUUAGGUAGACAAUUCUAAAAUUAAAAGAUAUAUUAGAAAAUAAAACAACAUAUCUUAUAGUUUUGAAAGUGGUUUACUGUGACAACAUUAUUCGUGUUAAUAGUGUAAGCUGAUUACCACGAAUUUUGAAACUUUCUCACUAGAGCUAGUACUAGAACUAGAUGGGUAGAUCAACCGACCAAGUGCAUUCGCACAAUGAAAUACGUUGGAUUUUUAACAAAAUUAAAAAGAAAGAGUUUUUGACUUUUGAUUUCGAUGAAUUUUUUAUCUUAUAUGUAAUACCCAAAUUCAAACGUUUCCGUAAAAAAAUAUGAAUGAAAUGCUCAUAACUUUUUUAAAAACUGAGUAUUCGAGAUAUUUUUUUUUAAUUUGUUGUCUUUAAACGUCAUAUUCUAUGAAAAAUUCGACAUAUUUAUAUUUUUUUCGUUAAAAAAACUUAAUUUAUUCUGCAUUUAAUUCCCCAAAUCCCAUUGUGGGCUAAUUAAAUGUAUAUGUAUUAACUUUUAUGAUUAUUAUAUUGUUUUAAAAUAAACUUUUAUUCUGCUUUUUAUGCCUUAAAUCAUAUUGUGGGACAACUUCUAUUAAAUAUAACUUUAUAAAGUUCAUUCAUUUCUUAAAAAAGGUUAAAAAAAAUAAUUAUUAACUUUACAGAGGAUAGAAUUCGGGUUUCUUUUUAUGUUUAUAUAUUGAUUUCAAUUUAUUUAUUAUAAAACAAUGUUAAAUAGCGAAAAAAUAAAAACUUAUCGUUCAAUAAAAAUAAGUAUAAAGUAAAGAGAUUAUUGCCACUAAAAGCAGAAUAAAUCAUACUCUCUAAAAAUGAAUUAGUAAAAAAUGUAACAGUUAUUAGUGGCUGCUUUUUCACUUGUACCAUGGUUAACCAUGGAAUACCAUGGUAUCCCAAAAUUUAACAGCCAACAAUUUUCCCCUGAUUCCGAAAAUAUCGUCAAAAGUUAAAAAAGUACAACAGUUUUUAAGAUAUUUUCAAUUUUCCAUUUAAUAUGGAAUUGACUAUAUCUCAAAAAUUGCUCCACUUUCAUAAUUUUUGACGGUAUUUUCGGAUUCAGGGGACAAUUUUACAUAAGAAGUGGCUGUUAAAGUUUGGCAUACCAUGAUAUUUCAUGGUUAACCAUGGUACAAGUGAAAAAGCAGCCACUAAUAACUAUUAAAUUAGUGUCAUUUUUAGAGAGUAGAUUUUUUAAAAAGAAAGAAUAAAAAAUGACAAACUGUUAAUAAUGUUUUUUCUAAAAAACUGAAAAUUUUUAGUAUUGUGCUUGUAUUUUUUUCUGAAAAGUAAGUUUAAAUACAAACUCAAUAUAAAAAUUAAAAACAUUUAGAUUAGUCAGUUUUUGAAAAAGUUAUAAGCAUUUAAAACAUAUUUUUUGUCGGUGGGGUAGAAAAAAAUAAAAAAAUUCAGGAAAACGUUUUUAGUGGGAUAGUAUAAAAUAUAUUGCCCUAAAUUCAUCUACGGUUUUGUACAUUGCAAUAUACAUAGUAUACAGGGUGUUCCUAAAUAAUGUGCUAAUAGGAAAAAGGUGAUUCUAGAAGUGAUUUUAAAAAGUAAAUAUUUGGUGUGCACCAAAAAUUAAAAUCAACUUUUAGAAUCACAUACUCUGUAUAAUGGAUAACCAAAUUAAAAAAAAUCAAAACCCUAAAACUCUUAGUAGCUGUUCAAUAACAUUGAAUCAAAAGGCAAUUAAAUGUUAAACUUCGAACGAAAAACAAUUUAUUCAUUGUACUAAAAUCUUCCGUGUAAUAUGCUUAAAAAGUUGCGCUGGUUGGAUAAAAAUGCGGGUAAUUUCCCACCGUAACACGGAUUUACCCGCAUAGGGAUAUCGUGCUAGAUUUAAGGUUCUUGUAGAUUUCUUCUACUGUCCUAAAUAGUUCUACUGUCUUAGUCGAGAAUCUUGAAACUAGCGCUCCCUAUUUUGUUAUGCGAUUUAAUCUUUAAUAAAAAUAGAUUACAUCCAUCAGUGUUUUAAGUAUGUUAUGGCAAAUAUUAAAAUAAGCACAAUAAGGUAAUGUAAUAACAGUUACGAUGUAUAGGUAGGUUAGUCACGGUUUUCAUUUUUUUACUUAGAUUUUUUGUUUGGGAGGUUUUGAUGUAAAUAUUUUUGUCAUAAGUUUAAUAAUUUUUAACUGGAAUGAUUGUAGUUCAAAUAUUUGCUUUAAAAUUUACCUGUUUUCGUUAUGAUUAUUUAAACAAAAAAAAUGAUGGGUUUGACUUUUGGUCAUAAUGUUAAUGAAAAAAAUCAUGAACUGAUUAAUGCAUUUAAUUAAUAAUUGUAAGUUUCCAGUUGUCAUCGAAACCUCACCCUAUGUGUCACCUUACAUAUCUCAUCCUAAUAUUAUAUCAAAUUGCUUUUUAUAUAUUAAUGAUAAAUUAUGAAAAUAUGGACUAGGAAAGAUUCAAAAUGUUAGAAAAUACAAUAAAUGUUAUUUACUCGUUAAGUAAGUCAGACACCGUCUGCAGUUAAAUUUUUAGAGUCGCAAGGAUUAAUUAACCAAAUGUUUAAACCAUUCUAAUAUCUAUAUGUCAUCUAUAUAAAGGUUAAUAAAUGAUUGAGACUUGAAGUGUAUAGGAAAUUAGUCUACGUAGUUCUUUCUGUUGAUAACUAAUUUGAUUUAUGUUACGCUGUUGUAAAAACUUAUUAAGACCGAUGUAUGAAAGUGUGAAAAGAAAGAGAUU